AUGGCCAGCUUCGGCACUUACGUAACGAACUUCGUCAAAACUGCCUUUUAUACUAUUCUUCCAAACAAAGUUGAUGAAUACUCCUAUGAACAUUAUAUUUCGGAAUACUUUACGCUUGAAAAGGUUCAAACCUUAUAUAGCUGCUUCUUUUUCUACAAAGUGGCCAACCACUAUGACAUGAUUUACGUGCCUCCUCCAGCUUCGCUUGAUACUCUUUCUAAGGAUAGGCGUGUUUACAGCCUUUUCCGUUUUCAGGGAGAUGUCAAGGUGGGGUUGGAAUUCUUCAAACAUUAUGCUGAUGUGAUUGCUAUUCUUGCUGACAUCAACUCCAAGCUAGACCGUGUUUGGCUAGAAAAAAUAACAGGUCUCUGUCGACGCUAUUCGGCCUGGACGGCAGCGCAUGUGGCAGCCUCCUUAAAUUUUUUACCGGCUUUUAAGGAUCAACGCAUCAUCAGCCUAAUAAACAAGGUCGAUCCAGAGACUGGAUGGACACCAAUUUUUGUUGCUGUCAAGGCAGGCAAUGUGGAAACAGUCAAAGCUAUUAUGGCGGUGAAGGACUUCCGUCUAGGCAUUGUUGACCGCGAAAAAAAUACUGUUUUGCAUCUGGCUUCGGCUUUGGCAUCCGUGGAAAUUUUAAAAGUAUGUAAAUCCUUCCUUAACCGCUUUAUUUAG
Messenger RNA from Dibothriocephalus latus, 672 nucleotides. The record is from the annotation of a GenBank genome assembly. NCBI's taxonomy places the organism in Eukaryota, Metazoa, Platyhelminthes, Cestoda, Diphyllobothriidea, Diphyllobothriidae.